ACAGAUGUUUAUGUUUUUUUAUAGUCACAUGAUCAGUACAAAAUGGCGGAACUAGACAUAAGAUUGAAGAAAGUUAACAAAAUUUAUAAAGAAGGGGUAUUCAUUUAACUAUCUUUUAAAAACUUUAUCAAUAAUUAAUUUGAUUAAAAAAUACAGUUCACAGCUCAUUUCAUCAAACAUGAAUGGAAAAAUAUAUGUCUUUUUGAGUAGCGGUGGUCAUGAAAUAUAUAAAAUACAUGCUGGAAAAUGUGGGCGUGGCUCAUCUAAUACUAAUAUUAGACUAAUAUCUAAGUUUUUUUAUCAUGACAAUUUAUAAAAUUUCAUCACAUAUGUUACUUAAAUGAUAAAUGACAUGCCGUUCCAUUAAAUAUUUGAAACAACAAAUGUAAUAGAGUGGAUGUGAUGUGUCUACUAAAACAUCCUGAUAGUUUCUUCUUCUUCUUCUAUAUCUUAAGGGCCCACGAUCAAUUUAUUGAUCAUUUUGGCAUCAUUUUAGUUGGCAUCUUUAACUUUGCUGACUUUGCUCCAAGUCCAAAGUUUGGCAUUCCUAAUACCAAUAGUACUAACGACAAUCCUCCGAAGUCCGGUCCCAAAUUAUUUCGUAUGAAAAAAAUGCAAUACACAGUGUUUGUUGUUAGAAAACAGAAGACAUGUCAGUCAUAGCUUUUGAAAAUAACUGUCACUUUAUAAACCAGUCCGUAAAUACUAAAUAUUGUAAUUGGCGCAUAGCAUUUGCAAAUACCAGCCGAAAACGUUCUGUUUGUGACUGUUGCACCACUGAAAGGCCCCCAAGUAGCUGGCAAACAUACCGUAACCAGUACCACUCUGAUAGCGGAGUCAACGUUUUGUGACAGUAUGACUGGACGUCAUGAGUUGUUUUUAUUCAUGAAAGUUUUUGAACGUCAUGAGAAGGUCAAAAUAAAGUCAGUUGUUACACGAAUCCUGAAGAGUGAGCAUCAUUCAUUUCUAUUACACAUUUCGCUUGCAUCCUAAGUCCUUCAAUAUUUUGUGUGAAUGUCUUGGUCUACUGGAUCAACAAAUUCACGCGCGUGCACAUGACAGUUUGUGCAUAAAUCCCGUUGUUGAACUGACCAACAUUUUGAUAUCCUCGCCAAAGCGUCCGUGACGAUAGCUGUCCCUGGUAUCAUAUGAUUAGUGAUAAUGCUCUCUAGUGUUUGUGCAUCUCGACGGCCGACAACCUCCAUCCAACGUCGUCCACUACCGCAAACAUGAAUUUCAAAACAGAAUGAUGCCCAAGACUUUUAAGUAGGGAGUAAUCAUUGGAAAUAAUUUGGAACCGGACUUCAGAGGAUUGCCGUACUAACCAGGGAUUUGGAGCAGACUUUCUUUAAAGCUGAGCUCUGCUUUGGAAAAAGUUUUGUUAGCUCCAGCUGUGCUCCAAGCUCUGGCAAAAUUAAAAAAUAAUUCUAUACCAAAUUUUUGGUUUGCACUUGCACACAUUAAUAGACAUUAAUCUGCAGAAAAUCUGUCUAAUCUGCCAUUUUAACAAUGUAUUGGUAUUCUGUCUUUUAAGACCAAAUUAGACACAUGGUUCUCUUUUUUUUAUCACAUGCUUAAAUUAUUAACAUUAAAUGACUUAAAAUGUGAUUCAUUACAAUGAUAAAGUAUAAAGAUUAGUAUUUUUAUAUGUGAAAGGGGUGGUUAAGUGUUUAAAUUGUGUUUGUUAUUGUCACUACCCAUCUAACUAGGCAUUAGAAAUGCAUUUACCAGGAACAUCACAGGUAAAAGGGUGGAGCAACAUAGGUGGCAGAAGAGUGAGGCAACAAAGCUGGUAUAAGACCUGGGGCAAAAUAGGUAUCAAAGAGUGAGGGAAACAGCUGUAGAAGAGUGGGGCACAUAGCUGGUAAAAGAUUGGGGCAGCAUAGCUGGCAGAAGAGUAGAGCAAACAUAGCUGGUAGAAGAGUGAGUUAAUACAGCUGGUAGAAGAGGGGAGGCAACAUCGCUAGUAAAAGAGUAGGGUAACAUCUCUGUAGAUAUGAGUGGAGCUACAUAACUUGUAUAAGAGUGUGGCAACAUAGCUGUAGAAUAGUGGGGGGGGGGGGGGGAGCAUAACUUUUAGAGGAGUGAGGCAGCAAUUUAAAUAUUUAAAUUUAAAAAAAUUAAAAUUUCAAAAAGUUCAUUUCUUAAUGUUUUGUAUUUUUUAAAUUUUAAAUCAAUUUAUUUUUAUGAACAUUUUUGGAGCUGGAAAUAGAAGCAAUAAGAAAUUUAUUGCUCUAGCUUAAGGCUAAAAGACCCUGCUCCAGAGCUCUGAGCUCCAGCUUGGAGAUACACUCAAAAUCCCAGCUUUUAACUUCCUGACUUAUCAGUGACAUGUAGUGCAAACUCAAACAGCAAAUUUACUUUGCCUAUGUUCCCCUAUUUUACCAAAUAUUUUAAUUUUGACAGAUGCAGGCAGAAUGGGGGGGGGGGGGGGGGUGUUUUUUUUUUAAAAAUUUUUUAUUUAAAUUUUCCUUUGCCUUAGAACACUAUUUCUUUUCAAUACUAUCUGUAUUAUCAUGAUUAUUAAUAAUGUUGAUUUAAAAGUAUAACAUUGAGUUGAAAAUAUCCAUAUACAAAUGUCAUUCUUUACAAGAAGAAGAACUUUAAAGAAGAAAAGUUUUUAAAAAGCACCUAGGCCAUACACAUGGAUUAAAUGUUUGAAACAAAAGAACAAAAUGGGAAACACUGAUUUUAUCUUUCACAAUAAUCAAGUCAUCACUGGAACUAGAAGGCUUAUUUUCAUACCAUAGAAACCCUCCCAUGUCGCCUUUUCUUUUUGAUCGCCAUACCCUUUAGAUCUGCACUACCCAUAAGGAUGGGAACAGUCAAGUAUUGGGGCCACAUUAAGGAAGCCACAUUUGUUGUAUUUUGACAAAUUUGCAAAAGUGUAAAAUAAAUGAAAUUAAAUAUUUUAAAAAGCCUGAACUCAAAUUUUUAGGCUGUUUAAUAUGAAAAAAUCCCAAAUUUAAGGAAUCUGGCCUGGCCUUAAAAAGGCCAGUUUGGCAAGCCUCUUUGUAACUCCCAUCAAUUACUGAUUAGUGUCACGCUACUUUAGCAUUGAACAAGAUUUGUCCAUUAUUGUAAAUAUUUUUGUAUACAUGUAUUUACAAUAAGAAUCCCUAAAUUUAGGAUGGAUUUCUAAACAGGGAUAUUUACAGAGCUGUUGAAGCUUUGGAGGAAAAAACAUAUUAAAGUACAAUAUCUCUCUGAUAAUGGUUUUUUUGUGUGCUUUAACUGCAAGUUUGAACUUUGAGCUCAUCUGCAAAUACCAGUAUAACCCACGCUGUUAUACAAAGGAAUGAACUGUUGUUGAAUAAUAACAUUAAAAACAAUUCUUAUUAUCUACUGGUAUACUAAAUAUAGAGUAGAGCGUUGAUUUUUUUUAUGUAAUGGAGUUCGGUGUUAUUUCGGAUACUGCUAUUUUCGGAUAACCAAAUACCCCAAAGAAGUUAGUGCCCCUAAUAUAAUACAUUCCUUUUUGUAUUGAUGUAAGCAUGUUGCAUUAUUAUCCAGUUUAUGAAUUAUACAGCAGGGGUAACCUGAUUGAUAACUGUGGAAUGGAUUUUUUUCUGCAAAAAUAAUUCCCGUUAAGUCUUAAAUUUUGCGGCCUUCAUCGGGGUUGCAAAAAUUUUGUUUAAUUUAUUUUCGUAAAAUAGCAACAAACUUGAAAGGUGUUGCUUUUAUUCAUCAGUGGUAUACUAGGAACAAUAUUUUACAGGUAUAUAAUUUAACAAUUUUGAAGAUCCCAUUAUCCAAGUUUAAUCACUGCACAUACUGUAGGUAUCAUUUUCGGUUCUUUGUACACAAGUUUUCUAUUCCAUACAUAUUGUAUUGCAUGCGAUAAUAUAAUAGUUAUAAAAGACAAGGGCAGUUUAGAUAAGCAAAAAUUUCGAUAAUUGGCGUUGGGAAAAGCAACGGUCUACUGAUAAUUUUCCUGGCAGGUUUGCACAAUUUUGGGUGGCAUUUAGUCAAGGUUCGCCACAGUUAACGGAAAUACAGAAAUACUGUUGAUCAUUUUAUUUCUAAAUAAUAAGUAUUCAUUAUCUUAAUAAUCUUAUCAAAUUAUAGUUUAAACAAACAGAAAAUAAUAAAACCCCUAGCUAUGUGUCUAUAUUUAUAAUCUAUAGACAAUAAUUUAUUUCUAAAUAGAGCACCUAAUUAUUUUUUGAUAAUUUACCAUGAUAAGCUAUUUAAAAAUCUUAAAAAAACAUCUUUUUAAAUUAUGCUACCUCCUUUUAGAACAAUUUUACUAUUAAUAAUCCAGGAUGUCAUUGCCGGUGUAGUAGUGGUGCAGAGCAAAGGGGAGUUACAACACCAGGGCAUUACACUGAUAAUGGAAGGCAUGGUGAACUUGCAGCUGAGUGCAAAAAGUGUCGGCUUAUUUGAGGCAUUUUAUAACUCUUUAAAGGUUUGUUUUUUAUUUGGGACUUAUGAUUUGACAUUAGGGGCCAGUAUAGACUUAUGAUUUGACAUUAGGGGCCAGUAUAGACUUAUGAUUUGACAUCAGGGGCCAGUAUAGACUUAUGAUUUGACAUUAGGGGCCAGUAUAGACAUAUGAUUUGACAUCACGGGCCAGUAUAGACUUAUGAUUUGACAUUAUGGGCCAGUAUAGACUUAUGAUUUGACAUCAGGGGUCAGAAUAGACUUAUGAUUUGACAUCAUGGGCCAGCAUAGACUUAUGAUUUGACAUCAGGGGCCAAUAUAGACUUACAAUUUGAUGUCAUGGGCCAGUUUUACUACAAGUUUUAGCAAUUAAAUAAGACACUGAUAUUCCCAUACAAUUUGCUCAUAGUAAAGCCCUUUACAUCAAGUUACUUUAAACUAUUUAAGACUUAUAAAGGAAUAUUCAUUCUCACAGCCAAUACAGCUGCUGAAUUAUACACUUGAAGUAGCCAAGCCAGGAAAACUACCCAACGGGAAAACUGAAAUUCCAUUUGAAGUUCCACUGAAACCAAAACCAGGGAAAACUCUAUAUGAAACAUACCAUGGUGUGUUUGUUAACAUACAGGUCAGUGACAUGGUGUGUUUGUUAACAUACAGAUCAGUGACAUACCUAGAGUGAUGUUAAAGGCAGGUUGUCCAAUCUUUGGGGGUAAAGGGCCUCAAUCACUGCUAAAAAGUAGUUCCCAUGCGUUGGACUGGUGAAAUUUAACUUAAGAAAUCAAAACCAUCUCUCCUUCCAAAAUGUACCCAUGUGUUUUUUUUUUAUAACUCACACAACGCACUUAGGACACAUUUUUUCAACAUGCUACCCUCAUCAUUACCUAAUUAAUCUAUAACAGGAAUGAGUGGGGUAAGCACUGUGGUACCUUUGUACCAGAUUCUACAAAUUGCUUGAGGAAGGCUCUUUUUACUUCAUACAUUGUUAGUGUUAGUGUCGACUGUUACAUGUAUGGAUCAUGUUAUUUCUAUCUCCUCUAAGUAUCUUAUGGCAAGUGCAAAAAAAAAAAAAAAAGUGAUUAUUGUUGAGGUACAGAUAUUCUAUUUAAUAUACAUUUAUAAAUAACCUCUUUAACUAUUAAUUGUUAAGUCCUGCAGAAAGGACAUUAUGAGUUCCUACCUAUGUCCUACUUUGUUCCUGAUGAGACGGGUGUCUUAUUGUAUAUGAGUAUAUAUGUUAUGUCGUUGUCUAAAAAAAAAAAGUGAUUAUUGUUGAGGUACAGAUAUUCUAUUUAAUAUACAUUUAUAAAUAACCUCUUUAACUAUUAAUUGUUAAGAAAUGCAUCACAAACAAGAGUAUCUAUCAUAACACCCUGUUAUGGCCAGCGAAUGCAAUGAUGAGCAAUAAGUGGGAGAGUUAAUGAGUCUUGUAAAAUUUUGCUUAGAGUUACUGUUUUAUUGUUUUGCAGCAAGUGCAUUCAUUCAUCAUUAUCAUUAUGUCAUUCAAAAUUGUUUCUUGUUUCCUUCUACUUUAUUUCUUUAAGUAGGUUUAUUUACACUUUAAGGUUAUUGAAUUUAUAAAGGCUUGUAGCUUAAAAAGCUUAUCCUUUACUUUCUCUAUUUUAUUAAACCAUUAUUUUAUCACUCAACUGACUGCAUUAUGUGCAUAUACAAAUAGUUUAUUGAAGUGUCACAGAUAUUUUUGUGGCUUUUGAUUAUUUCUGUUUGAAACUUGUGUUAGUAUUAGCAUGUUAAAACAAAUGCUCCACAUUUAUAUGAACUUCAUGUUCAGUAUAGUAUAGUAUUAAUAGCUAUAGGAAGCAAACACUUUAAAGGUUUAUAAAAAUUUUAAUUUAACAUUCUAAAAAAAAAAUUGUCUCUCUUCCAUAUGUUUCAUUUUCAUACUUUUCAUGCUAAUGGAUGUUUUUUUUAAUUCUACAAUUUAGUAUCUUGUUAGAGUGGAAAUGAAGAGGUCAGUUUUUAAUAAAGACUUACAGAAACAGACAGAGUUUAUCAUAGAAUACAGGGUCAGUUGCAAAGUACCAUACAUUCAUCAUAUACUAUACUGUCUAUACCAAAUUGUAUUUGUCAAUUUAAUACCAAUAUUUUUAAAUGCAAUCAAACAGUUAAAAUACCGUAAUCAAGUUUAAUAUGUUCUCAUUUCGUCAGUAUUACAUGACAUUUUAUGGAAGUGAGUCUCAUUGUUUUCCCCUAUUAACAAGAAUUAUUUCUUUUAUAAUUUUUUUUAAUUGCCCAGAAAACUUAUUCUUUAGACAAAAUUUUUUUGACAAGCCAAAAUAUUUGUUGGGUUUAUUAAAUAAUUUUUUAAAAUUUUAAAUUGUUUUCAGAGUCAAGAAGAAAAAGCUAAAACAAAGUUAGUCAACUUUUCAAUAACACCUGACACUUUAACAAAUGUGAAAGAGGUAAAUAUUAACAAAAUGUUCUUCUAUCUAACAAGUAAUUAUAUUAUAUUAUAUGGAAGAUUACUGAACUUUCUUUAUUUGCAAUUUGUAUUGCCUGAUCUGAACUAAUUUUCAUUAGAAAUCAAUUUGGAGAGAUGCUUUAAAAUAAUAUUUUUAUGUCCAUUUGAAACUUUCAAAUUUUCAUUUUUAGAAACAGAAUGUUCCCAAAUUUAAAGUGAAAGGUCAUAUAGACUCCUCUUGUCUACAGAUAGUGACCCCACUGACAGGAGAGGUUUGUUUCAUUUUUUUAGACUUAAAAAUGUUUAAAAUAUAUUUGGCACUACUAAUUUGUAAUUUUCAAAAAAAAUUAUCAUGCUAUUAAUUUCUGAUUAGAUCUAUGUGAUGGGUUAUAGUUAUAUUUAAUAAUUAUGUAUACAACAGCUUGACAUACUAAACUUUACAACCUUAUGGCCAAAUAUUUGAAAAUGGGUGAAAAAUUCUCUAAGUAUCUACCCUAAGUAGAAAUAUAUAACAAAACUAAAAUUGCUACCAAAUCAUUAGCAAAUCCAUUUUUUUAUAUUCCUUUUAUGUUAUUUUUAGUUAAUUGUUGAGGUAUGUGAAGCACCAAUCAAAUCAAUUGAAAUACAACUGGUCAGGGUGGAGACGUGUGGCUGUGCUGAAGGAUACGCUAAAGAUGGUGAGUGCACUUUAUUACUCCUGCCUUAUGUCCCACUCAGCGCUUCUACUUCAGAUGUUAAAAUUUAGUGGUUAUUCUGUAUGUUUUAUCUACGUAUAUUUUUAAUGUGAUUAUUUAAUUUCAUUUAUUGUGUUUUAUUAAUGUUUAGAUGAGAAUAAAAUCAAAAUGAUUUCAUUCUUUUUUAAAACUUAAAAUCCAAAAAAGGAGAAAUAACCUAUUGCUUAGGCAGAAGUGAUGGUCUGCUUCAAAUUUAUGUUAGGAAGAAAUGUGUUAUGAAGGAGUGGGUUAAACUAAGAACCGGGUAUUUGGAAUUAAAUUUGAAUUAGUUUGAAAAUUGUAAACAUUUUGAGCACUACAUUAAUAUUUAUUUCUGCUGUUUGGCAAAUGAUUUUCAAUGAUGUGUAUAUUCCUCGAUGAAAGAAAUAUUGAUGUACCAAUACAUUAGCCAACACUUUUUGAUGAGAUGGAGAUAUUUUUCAAUACCUGUAACACAAAAGAAUAUCUUGAAAAAGAUGUUUCUUCUUUAAACUUGUUUUUUUACAAGCUGGAAUCAUUUCAGCAGCUGUAACUAAACUGGUCAACUAACUUACUUACGCCUUUCUACCCCGUCUGGGGCAUAGGCCGUCUACAAGAACUUUCCACUAAUCCCGGUCCUGUGCUUUCCUUUCCAAUUGCUUCCAGGUGUAUCCCAUAUUUUGCGAAGUCUGCCUCUAGCUCGCGUCUCCAUGUAUUCUUAGGCCUUCCUCUCUUUGUUUUUCCCUGUGUGUUCCAUGUUAGGCAUUGUCUGGUGGUGCCAUCUGGGGCUAUUGGAGUGUAUGCCCUAUCUACCUCCACCUUUUCUUUAUAUCUUCAUCAAUGGGCACCUGGUAUGUCCUUUCUAGUAGAUCUUUGUUGUUGAUAGUGUUUGGCCAUUUGAUUUUCAGGAUCUUUCUAAGGCAUGUGUUUAUGAAUGUCUUCACUUUCUGCAUAAGGCUCACUGUUGUUUUCCAAGUUUCUGCACCAUAUAAUAGGACUGUUUUGACAUUUGUAUUAAAGAUUCUGACUUUGAUUUGCAGUUUCAGCUCCUUCGACUCCCAUAUUUUCUUUAAUACCACAAAUGCUGAUCUAGCUUUUCCAAUUCUGGCCCUUACGUCCGCAUCAGAUCCGCCAUUUGUGUCUAUGGUGCUGCCUAAGUAAAUUGUUCAAACUACAGCUAUUUUAGCAUGGAGAACCAAUUUUCAAUAUCAUUCCAAGGUGGCAGCUUAUCUUUGUUGCAGCUGUAACUAAACUGGUCAAACUAUAGCUAUUUUUGCAUGGAGAACCAAUUAUAAAUCUCAUUCCAAAUUGGAAGCUUUUUUUUCCCAACGUUAGUUAUGGGGGUGUUUUUUUUUUGUUGCAAUCUUAUAUUUCACUUUAAAUUAAAUUAUUCUGUAUCUGAAUAUGAUUUAUUAUAAGGGUUUAAAUAGUAAUAAAUAUUUUCAACAAGGUCAUGUUAUUUUAUUUCACUAAAGGCAAUUAAAGGAGUGGUAAAAAAAAAAAAAAGCUGCUGAUGGUAAAUUACUCUCUAAUAAAAAUGCAAGCAGUAUUAUUUUACACCAUAUUCUAUUCUCAACAGCAACAGAAAUUCAAAAUAUUCAGAUAGCUGACGGGGAUGUGACAAGGAACUUGGCCAUUCCAAUUUACAUGGUUUUUCCUCGACUUUUUACAUGUCCAUCACUCUCUACUAAUAAUUUUAAAAUUGGUAAGUCUUCAUUUCUGAGGAUUCUUUUAUCACUUUGACUUACUGCCUUUCACCAGCUGUUCAAUUCAACAUGAAGAAAACAAAUAUUCUAAUGUUAUUCCUAUGUCUUUCAUAAUGAUAUAAAUGAGAUUUUGAUGUAGAAAUACAUAUUACCCAACUGAUUAAAUCUAACAUAAAGAAUAUUUCAAACAUUUAUUUUACAGAUUCUUUUCGUAUCUUUCAGAUUUUGAGAUCAACAUUGUGGUUGUUUUUGCUGAUGAUCAUUUAGUAACUGAGAAUUUUCCACUCAAGCUGACGAGGUUUUAGAACUGCAACUCUUCACUGGCAUGUUUUAAAUAAAACAAUUUUUAUACAAAUAGGUGGUGCCAGGAAACAAUUAUGGGUUCAUCAAAAGGGGCAUCCAUCCAAUUUUCUUUAUUCUCCAUUAUAUACUGAUUGGUGAAAUAAGAGCAUAAAUUAGGACAUAGUUUUAUCAUUCUGUUAAAGUCUAUUACCAGCUAAUCGUGUGUAUUAAAUAUGCACUUGGGGACCUACAUGGAGGACACUAUAUUUUAUUGAUUGAUGGUAGCCAAUGCUGAUGCCAGCAUCUCAAAAAAUAUUCUAUGUGCUUGUGAUACUAAUGAAUAGUUUUGAAAGAAAUCUAUAAAUAUUUUGUCCUGAAAGCUACUAGAUUUAAGCCAUGUAGAAAUGAAGUGAAAUAUCAUCAGAGACCUGGUUUGUCUGUAUUUCUAUAUUUAAGUGAGAAUGGAUUGAGUUAUUUUAGUAUAGUUGUUUUUCAAUAGCAGCAUGUGGUAAUUUUAAAUCAAAUUAAUUUGUUUUAAGUUUGUUGUUAUCUAAGUUCAUGUCAAUUGUAAAAUGAUAUUAUAUUAUAUUUUCAAUAUUAUUGAAAAUAAAAAAAUACAUUGAAUUAGAA
Messenger RNA from Lymnaea stagnalis (great pond snail), 10112 nucleotides. Lineage: Eukaryota; Metazoa; Mollusca; Gastropoda; Lymnaeidae. The record is from the annotation of a GenBank genome assembly.